Oncorhynchus mykiss (rainbow trout) is the source of this 1126-nucleotide messenger RNA. NCBI's taxonomy places the organism in Eukaryota, Metazoa, Chordata, Actinopteri, Salmoniformes, Salmonidae. The record is from RefSeq and is a predicted model, not a curated record.
ACUGGCCCAAUGCUCAAACCACUUGGCUACCUGCCGCCCCUGAUUAUGUUAAUUAGCCUGCCUCAUCUCUUGUGUUUACUUUCUCAUGUUUGCCUAUUUGUCUAUGUGGUGCGCAUCAGGGCAUAGUUUUAUGUACUACAAGAUUAUUAGAUGAUACCGCAUGUUUUCUCUCCGCUGUGUAAUCAUGACUGUUCAGCACAGUCUAAAACCUGUGGUUCCACCAGUCAUAACUGAAAACCAUCUCUGACACUGCUGUGUGAAUGUUCUUGUUGUGGAUGGGAACACAGCAAACGUUGAAAACUGUGUGGACCAUCCCAGCACUGUAAUGUCCACGUCUUUGUUCGUCGUUGAUUGACCAAAUAUCACGAUCAAUUAGAAGAAAUGUAUGUGUAUAUCAUGUGAAAUGUGUCUGCGACUCUCGCUUGACUGUGAUCCUGAUACCAGUGUUGGCCUGAGGCAUGGUAGGUACUGUUAUAGUCAGAUGAACUAUAUGUGGAGGAGUCUCUCCUGUCCCUCCAUUUCCCUUACUAACUUGUGUUGCCUACUAUUUUCAGGUAUCCAGUUUCGCCUCCCUUCUUCCUGCAGUGUGGACCGAGCCAAUCCACCUCCAGCGGUGACACACACGCCUAGCUAUAAGGCAAAGACGCCCCCGCCGGUGCCACCUCGCGCCACCUCCAAGCCCCUCAUCUCGGUGACAGCCCAGAGCAGCACAGAUUCCACCCAGGAUGCCUACCACGAGGGAAGGCACCCGCGGGGGAGUAUCCUGUGGGCGCCGGACGGUCUGGGCGGCUCGGGUCGAAACCUCUACAACUCCACCGACAGCCUGGACAGUGCCAAGGCGGUGACGUUGGCCAUGGAGACGGCGGCGGGCAAGCGGCACGCCUCCAUGGGCAGCCACAGCUCUGUGCAGACGUGUGACAAGGCAGUGCUCGUGUCCAAGGCUGAGGAAUACCUCAAAACACCACGCUCUUCCAUAGGGAUUCAGGUGGAGACGGCGACAGACUCCGAGUCGGAGAGCAAAGGGCUUCCUCAGUACCAUUCUGUGGGCACCCAGGUGGAGGAUGACAAAGGGUACGCAUGCAGGAAAUGGAAACAGAAAAUACAACCGUUGCAGUUUGCCCUCUGA